Lycium ferocissimum is the source of this 426-nucleotide messenger RNA. RefSeq lists its product as uncharacterized. The transcript has a single exon. The coding region runs from base 1 to 426 and encodes 141 amino acids. Lineage: Eukaryota; Viridiplantae; Streptophyta; Magnoliopsida; Solanales; Solanaceae. The record is from RefSeq and is a predicted model, not a curated record.
AUGGGAAGGUUGUCCACAAAGGAUCGACUACCGCAAUGGGGAACAAUAGAUUUAGCUAUUUUUCCUCUUUGUGACCACAUAGAUGAGAGCCAUAAUCAUUUAUUUUUUGAGUGCUCCUAUUCAAAGAGAGUAUGGAGCAAACUCUUGAAAUGGCAAAACAUAUCCAAGAAUGUAAGACGAUGGCAAGAAGAGAAAUCAUGGGCAACUAGCAAUGCAUCUAGUCGAAGUGUGCAGGCUGAUAUCUACAAGAUGUGUCUAGCUGGGGCUGUCUAUCAUAUAUGGCUAGAAAGGGAUGCUCGGGUGUUUUCGCAAGGACAGAAGGAGGACAAAGGCUUGGUCAGACAGAUUAUCCAAGAAAUCUUUGUUUGUGGAUCCAUGACUAAGAAGUUUGCUACCAAGUUAGCUCAAAUGAAUUGCUAUCCUUGA